Messenger RNA from Porites lobata, 4802 nucleotides. The record is from the annotation of a GenBank genome assembly. NCBI's taxonomy places the organism in Eukaryota, Metazoa, Cnidaria, Anthozoa, Scleractinia, Poritidae.
AUGAAUGCCUAUAGAGAUCGCGACAAAGUAAUCCUGAGAACAAAGGAGAUUGCUCGCCGUAUCAAGGAAAUUGAAAAGGAACAAAGCAAAGUAAUUGCAGACCUUAAUGUCUACCGGAAGGAACGAGUGAAUGGUGCUUUGAGGGAGCUAUCCGAAUAUCUCUCGUCGGACGUUGUAAAGCCCACUUCACUUCAUGGACAAAGGACGAAGUGCCAGCCCCAGAAAACUCCUGGGAGGUAACAGAAAACCAAAUCGCAAAAGUUCUCUCCAGGCGGCUAGGUGAUCUCAUAGAGAAAUGGGAAGAGGACAAGCAAGUGUUUGCAGGUGCUCGCGCGUCAAUCGAGCAACACUUUCAGGAGCGUUACAAUUUCAUGGAAGGUAAGCUGAGGGAUCUUCAGAACGCCAUCACUGUUGACAUAACAGAUGUUUCAGGGGAUCAGCUUCAGCUUUCUCAAGCAAAUUUCUCCUUGGCUAAAAAAGUCGUCAUUGGGGUCACAAGUCCAAUCUGGGUUCCACUUCGUUUAGUUGCUUUGGGGAUCGGCGUUCCUAUUUAUGGUAUCGUGGCUAUGAGAAGCAAGUUGGAGGAUAGAAAGAAAAUGAGGAAUUACGAAGAGGACAAAUGUGCCUUUAUGAGAGAAGCGUCGGCAGUGUAUCUUGAAAAUGUGAUAGACGAUAAAUGGCUAAGGCCUUUCGUGAAGGAACAAAUGAAAGAAGCCAAAAUCUACCUCAAGCAGAUUGAAGCCCGUCUACCAGAAUUGAUUGAAGCAGACAAGAUGCUAUGCAAACAACUUUGUGACGAAACGCGUUCACAGAGAGAGAUAACUGAACGUUACCGGCCCAUAAUGGAUGAAGGUUCUCAUCUCAGAGGACGCUUAGCAGAAUUUGGGUUCAAAGAGGUUCGAGCCACUGAUAUCAGUGCUGAUAAUCUAGAAUGGAAAGAGGAUGUUCCUUCCCCAGUGGGAUGCGGUGCAUUAGGUGUUGUGUACCAGGCAAAGAUGAAAAGAAAUAAGGCCUACAUCACCGUGGCUUUGAAGGUGUACCAAAGCGUGCUUGACGCUCAAAAUGCAAGCCAUUUUAUGGCUGAAGUACAAAUUUUAAGGUAAGAAUAUACUCACUAGCCUUUGACUCUGAAGAUUAUUCCCUCACAGGUUGCCGAAACGUCAGUCACUGUCAACAACAGUUCUAUUCAGGACUACGCUCAUCGGGACGAUCAUGAAUUAUUCCACCUACUUAUAAAAAGAUUCCUGUCUCAAACCUUUCACUGUUGUAGAUAUGAGUCAUGCACAUAAAUUUUCCGUAGAACUGUCAUCCAAAAGCUACUUCGUGUUCUUUUAUGAUAUCAUUGCUGAUUGUUGAUGUGAAACGUUUCAGAGGCUUUGCCCUCCAGAGACGAACAAAGCCACUUGGUUGUAUAGCUCAGUUGCUUUUUUCUUAGGUAAAUUAGGCCUGGGCCUAGAUCUAUUUUAUAUAAAAGUAAAGAGUGUGGCCUAAAACUUGAUCCAUUUUAUAUACCGUAAAAUUCCGAAAAUAAGCCCCUCCAAAUAUAAGCCCCUCAAAAUCAUACCGCAAAAAACCCUCCGUUAAGUCGCCCCUCCGAAUAUAAGCCCCCCGGGGGCUUGUACUUGGAAUUUGCUCUCGAAUACAAAGUAAAACAAAGCAAAAAUGGUAAAUUUCCUUCCCACUACAAGCUAGCCCAAUCGAUUUUGAAACGCAAAUUUCCUUCCGUACAUAAGCCUCUCCAAAAAUAAGCCCCUCAAAAAGGGCCUUUGAAAAAUAUAAGCCCCGGGGCUUGUCUCCUUUAAAUGCUGUUUUGGAUCAUAUAUUGUCACGUGAAGUGUGAAAGUUAUUUGUUGCUCAAAAAUCUUCCCAGCUAAUCGGCAACAAUUUUUAUUAUAGUCUGGUGGCUGCGUUUAGGUUUAUGAUAUUGACGCUAUUAGGUACAUCAUUUGUGCUUGGACAUCUUGAGAAAAUUUAGAAUAAAAGUCCGGAAAAAGAAUUCUUUGUCAUUGGGGGACUGGGCACUAAAACAAAAUGCCGUAUUUUUUCAAAACCAAUGACAUAUCUAACAAAGGCCAAGCACAGUUCGUUUCCUUUUACCAUUUUAAUGCACCUAAUUGUAACAAACCUAAAGGGCUGAAAGCAUAAACGGUUGCAGUUUUUACUUUUGAACUGUUUGUCCGUACCAAGUCACGUGAACUUAUUUGCAUAGGAGAUCAAGGGAUGGCGCAGUGGUGAGAGCGCUCGCCUCCCACCAAUGUGGCCCGGGUUCAAAUCCCGGCGUUGACGCCGUAUGUGGGUUGAGUUUGUUGUUUAUUCUCUCCUUUGCUACGAGAGGUUUUUCUCCGGGUACUCCGGUUUUCCCCUCUCCCCAAAAGCCAACAUUUCCAAAUUCCAAUUUGAUCAGGAAUCAGGGAGACGAAGAACCACUUUGUGGAUGUGCUACCUCCAAAUCAUUAUUUAUUGUUAUUUAUUUAUACAUAUCUUCCACAUCAAUAUAACCAGAUUUGUGACCUUAUUAGUCUGCCAAAGUUUUAGGUUGCUAUGAACAAACUUUAAGAAGUCAGACCACUCCCAUACUUUUUCGUGCAAUGACUUGGAAUGAAGAACCUCGUUCCCAGGUUCUCACUCCUACCCGAGAGAACCCUGGGAAAGAGGUUGUAACUGGAAUAAAUGGACCCUUCCACGGUUUUUUCAAACUUUUGACAUGGACUAGUUAGGGCAGAUCUGUCGAAACCGAUAGAAAGAACGCCUAACCAUUACUAAAAUUGUCAAAUUUGAAAGUGAUGCCACUUAACGAGCGAAGGUAUAGCCCCCUCAAAGUAGCGAAAAUUUACAGACGAUUGUAUGUUAUGCUCCACCAUAAAAACGUCUGUAAAAUUAAUUAUUUGCCUUCAUUUAAUUAUUUGCCUUAUUAGCUAAGAGUUCGAGAAAAAAUAAGGCCAAUUCAUAUGAUUCAUUUAUUCUUUUUACUUUAUUUGUAGGAAAUUGAGGCACCCGCACAUUGUAAAGUUUUAUGGCACAUCUCUGCUGUGGGAGGAAAAUUCCGUGAGAAUUAUUCUGGUUUUAGAAUGGUGUAAGGACGACUUACGCAGUCACAUCUCUAAAAAUAAGGAGUUAAUUCCAGGGAAAUCAAGGAGUGAUGACGCCAUUCCAAACGUCUAUCAAUGGGUCAAUCAAAUCAUUGAUGCCCUAGCAUACCUUCAUGAACAAGGGAUUGUCCACAGAGACCUUAAGCUAGAUAACGUCUUGGUAAGUGAGUAUACGUAAGAGCCCUUUUAAUGUGCCAAAUUGUAUUUAGUUUUCACAACUAAUUGCGGACACAGCAAAAAAAAUUAAAAUUAGUUACAAAUGAUAAAUAAAUUGCCUAAUGAUUGCUUCGCAAGAGGCAUGAGACUCUGAGUAGCAAUAAAUGCUCAAGACUUAAUCUAGUUCCAUCAGUCUACCUACAAUCAAAAUAUGUGGGAUUUAUAAAUUUUACAAUAAAACAAGAGGUAUAUAAAAGGUUGUCUCUGAGAAUUGCAAAGGUUACAGCACUUAUUGUUGUUGUUUUACUGUGAAAUUAGGUCUUUUUUCCUAAUGGUAAGAUGCAAAAUUGCGUUUUUUGGUUCGUUCUUUGUUCAAAAGUAGUGUACGGGGCGAUCCUUACUUGACACUCAUCGAGUAGUUAUAACUGUAUGACAGCAAAUUACUUAUUAAAAAAGUUUAGUUUACCAGCACUGGAUUGAAACUUCCUUAUCAAGUCAGUAGUAAACGUUAAACGGGUGUCUGCCAUCUCAGUCAUAAAUUUAUGACCUAGCUGGGAGCUCGCGUCUGUUGCAAAGUGUAGUUCCUUCGGCUAGUGACAGUGCUUGACUGUACGAACUGUUAGGAUAUAUGAUUUUAAGUGCCUUUUUUUGCACGGACUCUAUUCUAUCUGACAGAUAGUCAGGAAUAUCUUGCCACACCUGCACAGCAUAUUCUAAAAUCGGUCCACUACUUCUAAAGACUUUAAAUGUCUUGUUCUUGCUCGCCAGCUCUCUUUAAUAGUCUCAGAGCGUAAAGUUUCUUUGAUGCCUCAGCGGUAAUAUAGUCAAAAUAGGUAAUAUAGUUUAAACCUGUUGUCUACUAUUAAUCCAUUUAAUGCAUAUAAGACAACCUGUGACUGUUGAAAAGACACCAGAGAAAGUUCCAAAAUUAGCCCGCAAAGUUCACCAUUUUAGAGAAAAAAAAACGGUCUUUUUUUAAAAAUUCUUAAACUUUCUAGCCUGGGAAGAAAGGAGGUUGAGGGAUUCAACGAAAGCAUAGUGUAAGUAAUUUCCUCGGGCCUAGCCAUCUUUGAAAACUUGAACUUCGUUUCUGAUUCGAAAAAGGUAUUAGUAGUGAAAAGCAAGUAAUCCUCCUUUUUAACUUAGAUUUCUUUUUCUUUGAAGCUGUCAGAGGAAAACUCAGUGAAAGUUACAGACGUUGGCAUAUCAAAAGCAGCAGUAGACAUUACUGGUACCCUUGCUGGAAGCCCUGCCUACAUCGCACCAGAAGUGAUCAAAUCCCAGGUGUAUAACAGUAAAGCAGAUAUCUACAGUCUUGGGAUAUUGUUGUGGGAGAUAUGGUACGGAGAACAAGCCUUCGCCGGAACCGAAUUAGCAUUAGAUGCUUUCUUUAAGAUGGUAGAUGAUGGUGGUCGUCCCAAACUUUUGGAAGGUUGUCGAAAACCUGACUCUCGCUCGGAAGAGCUAAUGGAGAAGUGUUGGAAUGAGGAUCCUGAGAAACGCCCCUCAGCUAAAGAAUGCUUGAAAAGUAUUUCAGCCAUUUUGAAAACCGAAUAA